AUGUCGUCGUCGUCCGCCGCGCCGCCGGCGCCGGGCUCGCCGCCGCCCAAGAUGCCCUCCUUCGACCUCUCGCCCGUGCCCAAGAACCCGCUCGGCGAGGGCAACUACGUCACCAGCGCUGGCUGCAUUAUCAUCGGCGACGAAGUGCUCAACGGAAAGACCAAAGACACGAAUUCAAACUACUUCGCGAAGUGGUGCUUCAACCUGGGCAUUGAGCUCAAGCGCGUGGAGGUCAUCGCUGACGACGAAGAUGAGAUCGUCGAGGCCGUGCGAAGAAUGGCGUCGAAGUACGAGCUGGUCAUGACGAGCGGCGGCAUCGGCCCCACGCCCGACGACGCGUUUGGCAACGGCGACCUCGAGUACCACGACGAGACGCUGCGGCGCAUGCAGGAGAACCUCAAGGCGCGGCGCCGCGACGCGACGGAGCAGACUGAGGACAUGCUCACGGCGCGCAAGCGCAUGGCGCUCUUCCCCGCCACGCACGCCGAGGUCAUCUUUCCCACAAAGGAGCUCUGGGUGCCCGUCGUGCGCAUGAACGGCCGCGUCAUCAUCCUGCCGGGCGUGCCGCGGCUGUGCGAGGCGCUCAUCGAUGGCAUGGAGAAAUACACGCCAAUCGACCCGAACCGCCCGCGGCCGUACCGCCUGCUCGUGCACACCAAGUGGCCCGAGAGCAACAUUAGCCCGUUCCUGGUCAAGCUGACGGAGCGCUGCAAGGCCGAGGGCAUCAAGGUCGGCUCGUACCCCAAGUGGAACAACGGCGUCGAUGUCUCGCUCAUCGGCAACGACCUCGAGCGCCUGCAGGAGCUGGGCCGCGAGGUCGAGAAGGAGGUCGAGGGCACCAUCACCAGCCAGGGCAAGAUUGGCGAGGAGAGCGGCAAGGACUGA
Messenger RNA from Tilletiopsis washingtonensis, 885 nucleotides. RefSeq names its product Molybdopterin binding protein. The transcript is spliced from 12 exons. Lineage: Eukaryota; Fungi; Basidiomycota; Exobasidiomycetes; Entylomatales. The record is from RefSeq and is a predicted model, not a curated record. The coding region runs from base 1 to 885 and encodes 294 amino acids.